This is a messenger RNA of Aricia agestis (brown argus), 3112 nucleotides long. Its product is annotated as WD repeat-containing protein 47. The transcript has 10 exons. The record is from RefSeq and is a predicted model, not a curated record. Lineage: Eukaryota; Metazoa; Arthropoda; Insecta; Lepidoptera; Lycaenidae. The coding region runs from base 112 to 2763 and encodes 883 amino acids. Gene Ontology annotation, molecular function: protein binding.
AAUAUAGUCCCGUUAAAAAUAAUGUUGUAAAUGUAGUCGUAUUUAUUUUGUGCGGUAUUUAUUAGUGUGAUCGGAUCAUUGUUUAAUUACAAGAUCUAUUGAGACAUCAAUAUGCCAUCUACGCAUUUAAACCUGCGGGAGGACGACGUGGUUCGGCUCGCGCUGGAGUUCCUUCACAACCGCGACCUGCACAUCACCCAGCUAUCGCUGGAGCGCGAGACCGGCGUCAUCAACGGCAACUACGCCGACGACGUCCUGUUUCUCAGACAACUCAUCCUCGACGGACAAUGGGAUGACGUCACGGAGUUCAUUCAACCCCUCAGCGCCCUCAAAGCGUUCGAGGCCGACAAAUUCAACUACGCCAUCCUCCGACACAAGUACAUCGAACUCCUCUGCAUCAGAUCCGAAAUAAAAGCAUACAACAACGUCGAAAAUAUAGUCGACGAGGUCGUCAAAGUGCUCAGCGAGCUAGAGAAAUUAGCGCCUUCCAAGGAGGAGUACUCCAACCUGUGUCUACUCCUCACGCUACCUAGCAUAACCGAUCACGCACAAUUUAAACAAUGGAAUCCGAGCAAUGCUCGAGUUCAGUGCUUUCGCGAGGUUUAUCCGCUCGUCGAGCAGUUUUUGCCGUGCGAUAAAAAGUCGUCGGCUAGCGGCGCGGUGCUCAAGUGUGCUAAAAACGAUAGACUAAUGCAGCUGCUCAUUAAGGGGAUACUAUACGAGUCCUGCGUGAAUUACUGUCAGGCGAAAGCGACGGGAUCGAAGGAGGCCCAGUCGAACGAAGUCAACUUCUCUCGUCUUCUCGACGGCUCAGGGUUCGACGAGUCGGAUCUGAGUUUACUCUCCUGGCUGCAGUCAAUCCCGGCGGAGACUUUCAGCGUUCCAUUCGAGCAGAGAAUGUUGAACGUGGACGUGGAGAAAUUGGAGCGUCCUUCUCUACACACGUCUUGGACGGAGCAUAUGCUUGUGACGCCCAUCAAACCGAGGACAUUCCCACAUCUGGCGAUGCCAUUCAGAAGGCCGAGGUCCGCUGCCGAUGCCAUGACGCGGUCCCUUCGGCCCUUACCCGAUGGGGCGCCUCGACAUCCGGCAGUCAUGGCUCUAUCGGCCAUCGACUAUGGACCCUCAUCGUCCUACUUCGCUGGGUUCCACCUAACAGGCAUUAAGGGGAACAAACUCAUGAACACAUCUGUAGACAGAUUAUUCGAUACUAAAAACGGGGAUAGUAUAUACAACGGCCUCAACGAUACGCUGAAACCGAUCGACGAGCAACUCAAACCGAUUGGAGAAUACUCGGCUGGUACGAAGACGAAUGAGUCGAGUAGCAUAGGAGCGUCAAACGCGACCACUCCUGAGCACAGAGCACACGAUUACUCCGCUUCUACCUCGAUAUCGGCUGCCGUAUCAGUGGACCGACCAGCGCUGCCAGUGAAGCAAAUAGAAAUGCCUGGAGUUGAUGGAGACUUCAGACGGGAACUACUCAAAGAGUAUCAGAUACAGAAGCAAAGGGAAUGCGACGAUUAUCUUCGGAAUCUCUGCUCCUCAGAAAUAAGGCCACAUAAGCAGGUAGAAGCGGGAGAUACAGCGUCAGGCUUAUCGCCGGGAGUGAAGUUCAAUCAACAGCCUGAACCCAAUCAGAAGACGAACGACCAGUCACAGUUCUUUAGGAAGACUGACAUAACGGAGUCUAUCGAGAUACCUGAUUCUGCUGUCUCACAGACCAGAAACGGCAGCCAUCAGAAUGUGUCAGCCGUGGCGGAGGUCAACGGUCAACGACCAACUUUUAAGCCGGUCACGGUGCUGGAAGACCUGCAGGCGGUCAGAUGUGCCGAGUUCCACCCCAACGGCAAGCUGUACGCUGUUGGAUCCAACACGAAAACCCUUAGGAUAUGUACAUACCCGAAGAUAGAUGAUCUCAAAGACAACAGUGCACCAACAGCGCCAACAGUACUCCUCAAGAGGACGAAGCACCACAAAGGCAGCAUAUACUGUCUCGCGUGGAGUCCAGCUGGUGAUCUACUCGCGACCGGCUCCAAUGACAAGACGGUGAAGCUGAUGAGGUUCAACAGUCACACGUGUAACCUGGAGGGACAGGAGGUGGAGCUAUCCAUGCACGACGGUACGGUGAGAGACGUGUGCUUCAUUGAGGACACGUCCAACAACACGAGUCUGCUCGUCAGCGGCGGCGCGGGAGACUGCAAGAUCUACGUCACAGACUGCGCCACGGGGAAGCCCUUCCAGGCUCUCAGCGGCCACUCGGGUCACGUGUUAUCUCUCUACAACUGGGGCGGCGCCAUGUUCGUCUCCGGCAGCCAGGAUAGGAGUGUCCGAUUUUGGGACCUGCGCACCGGUGGCUGCGUGAAUGUCAUCUCGCCGCCAGCCGGACAGGUGAACAAGGGCGGUGGCGUCGCAUCGGUCGCGGUAGACCCGUCAGGACGUCUGCUGGUGAGCGCGCACGAGGACGGCGCGUGUUCGCUGCACGACGUGCGAGGCGCGCGCGCGUUGCAGCGCUUUACGCCGCACUCGGCCGACGCGCGCUCCGUACGGUUCUCGCCUGGCGCCUACUAUCUGCUGACUGCGGGCUACGAUGGCAGAGUUGUGUUGACUGAUUUACAGGGCGACCUAACCUGCGCGCUUCCCAGCGUGCCGGUAGCGCGGCAUCCCGACAAAGUGAUAUCCGCAAGGUGGCACCCCGACGAUUUCUCAUUCCUGUCCACAUCCGCCGACAAAACGGCCGUGCUAUGGACGAUACCGCCCGUGUAACCAGUGAGUCGAUUACACGGUCAGUCUGGCAUCAUUCAUCCAUGUCACACUGACACCAGAAUGAUGACCGGAAAGUACUAAAAAUGAUCAAUCCGCCAAUCGGUUACACGACCAUCCUUUCGUCAGUCGGAUCUGAUGGACUGAACUGAUGCCAGACUGAUAUGACUGUGUAACCUUAGACAGAGACGUUAAACCCGCUACAGACGCUGCACGGUUCGGACACAGUUGGCAUUGAACGCGAGUUAGGUUUUCUUUGAACUUGGUGUAGCCUUGUGUUUUAGGUACAGUACUAUUUUGAUAAAAAGUCUAGACGUUUUUUUUACAUUUAAAUAUCCGGAAUUUACAAGUG